AUGACCGGUCUCCUGAAACGGUCGGCCACUAUAAACGAGGCGACACGUACCCGACGUCACAAAUUUGCACUCAAAUAUGACCUAAAUAAUAAUACAGAGCAGAAAGAGUUGGAAGCUCAGGAAUGUCCAUCUGGAGCCGGGAUGAGUGAGACUUUCGUGUGGGAUUGGCCAUUUAGUAAUGAUGGCACCGCCCCCGGCGCAUACACCCCAGAAAAGUUCCUAGUCUGCUUGCCAUUCAACAAAGGAGGUACCGGUGAAAAAAAUGGGACGACAAAAAAGUUCGAGCGCAUCGCCGAGUCGGACUUCUCAUGGAGCAUGGGAUUGUCACGUGACGCCGAGCUGGGCUCCACUUGCACAGAAAAAAUCGAUAAAUCGUCCAACCAUGCGUCGUGCGUCGACAUUCCAGUGAAUAUAUAUCUUUCAUCAUUUUUUGAGAUUUUUUGCAAUUUUUUCUCUAAUUUUCUGAACAAUUUUUCUGUAAUUUUAUCAUUUUUGAGAUUUUUUUUUUCAAAUUUUUUCGAAAGUCAUUUUUUGUACUCCUUUGUACUCCCCUGUGUAGUACUUGUCUUUUUCCGAUUUCCCACAUUUUUUCAAUGCAUUUCGAAAUAUCGUCAUUUUUAUCGCCUCGUCGCUUCGAAGCAAAUAAAACAGAGAGAGAGAGAGAGUACGGAAUUUCGAGAGACGCAGACAUUUUCCUCAAAAACGUUUGCAGAUUGGAAUUGGAAUCGAUUCUGUACAUGGAACUAUGAGGGUUGUGCAAAGACGCCAGGUUCAAAUUUUGCAAAUUCCAUUGGAAUCGGUUGGUUGGAGAAUAUCGGAGUGGUCCAAGCUGAAAAAAAAACACUAGGAACGCGUCAAGUAAGCCAAUGUGAUUGUGUCAAGACACUGAAAGAGCGCAAGAAGCAGUUAAAGUUUCAAGACAUGCACUCGGCGAAUUCUGAACUACUUGAAUUCUCGAUGUGUUGUCCUUUGGUUGCUUCUGAAAUUUGA
Caenorhabditis briggsae is the source of this 990-nucleotide messenger RNA. The record is from RefSeq and is a predicted model, not a curated record. NCBI's taxonomy places the organism in Eukaryota, Metazoa, Nematoda, Chromadorea, Rhabditida, Rhabditidae. The transcript is spliced from 6 exons. Bases 1 to 990 code for a protein of 329 amino acids.